This is a messenger RNA of Polistes canadensis, 1304 nucleotides long. It is a transcript of the gene PIG-M, whose product is annotated as GPI mannosyltransferase 1. Gene Ontology annotation, biological process: GPI anchor biosynthetic process. The record is from RefSeq and is a predicted model, not a curated record. NCBI's taxonomy places the organism in Eukaryota, Metazoa, Arthropoda, Insecta, Hymenoptera, Vespidae. Gene Ontology annotation, cellular component: membrane; glycosylphosphatidylinositol-mannosyltransferase I complex. Gene Ontology annotation, molecular function: GPI mannosyltransferase activity; alpha-1,4-mannosyltransferase activity. The coding region runs from base 40 to 1191 and encodes 383 amino acids. The transcript has a single exon.
CUGAUUUGUGAUUUAUUGUAAUUUUAAUCUUAAUCCAAAAUGGAUUUGUUAAUUUUUAAAAAAUAUUGUAUAAUUGCAUUUUUUCUUAGAAUAAUAUUAGUGGUGUAUGCAAACUUUCAUGAUAUUUAUUUUAAUGUGCCAUAUACAGACAUCGAUUACAAAGUGUUUACAGAUGCUGCAAGGCACAUUACAGAAGGUGAUACACCUUUUAAGCGUCACACCUAUCGUUAUACACCACUAUUAGCUUGUUUUUUGAUUCCAAAUAUCUACUUGCAUAAAGAUUUUGGUAAAAUUUUGUUUUCUCUAGUAGACAUUGUAGUGGCAGUGUUAAUAAGAAGAAUACUUACCCGACAAAAAUGGAAUAACAAGGUAGUAACUAUUAGUGUAUUUCUUUGGUUGUAUAAUCCACUUACCGUAGUGAUUUCUACUAGAGGUAAUGCUGAUUCUUUAGCAGUACUACCAGUUAUUUUAACACUAGAUUUUUUACAAACAGAUCAAUUUUUUUUAGCCGGAUUGAUUCAUGGAUUUUCUGUACAUUUUCGAUUAUAUCCAAUAAUAUUCAGUCUGGCUAUGUUUCUAUCCAUUAAUAAAUAUAAUCGUUUUAUACCAAGUCUAAAUCAAUUGAAAUUUGUCAGUGGAUGUGCAUUUUCUUUUCUUGCAUUAACUGGAUUUUUUUAUAAACUUUAUGGCUAUGAAUUUCUAUAUGAAAGUUUUCUCUAUCAUUUGAUAAGAAGAGAUGCUAAACACAAUUUUUCAGUUUAUUUCUACAUGUCCUAUUUAUCAUCUGAAAUCGAAAUGAAUACUAUUAAAAAAAUCUUUAUAUUAUUACCGCAAAUAAUGUUGUUACUAUCAUUAUCGUACAAGUAUUCGGAUAAAUCUAAUUUACCGUUUGCGCUAUUCACUCAGGCUAUGGUAAUUGUAAUUUACAAUUCGGUGAUGACGUCGCAAUAUUUUUUCUGGUUUUUAUCCCUUUUACCACUUUGCCUACCAAAUAUUAAAAUGAGCAACGGUAGAUCUAUAAAUUUAAUUAGUAUCUGGAUUUUGAGUCAAGGUCUAUGGUUAUUUUUUGCUUAUUUGUUAGAAUUUCAAGGAUUCAAUACGUUUUUGUUUUUAUGGAUUUCAGGACUUUUAUUUUUUACUACGAAUGUUAAAAUUUUGACGGACCUUAUUAAAUGUUACAAGGCAUCAUAAAUAUUCUCAAAUUGUAUCUUACAAUGAGUUAUUUAGUUUUGUAGAUUACCUAAUUAACAAAUAAAACGAUGUAUUUCCAAUUACGUAUUGAAUAAAAUUAAUAUAAAAAUAAA